AUGCGUGACUUUAGUGGCUGCGCUGCAGUUUUUCUGUUCACUCCGCCUCUACUCCUUCAAUUACCCGUUGGUGUACUCAUAUUCGCUCUUGAGCGGAUUUCGAGGUCUCUUUUGCUCUCAGAAACCAAUCGCAAUUUUAGAGGCGGCACCUACGAGGUCACGGUCUAUGGCCCUGCAAGCACUGACUCGAACAACUCCACCAACACCGUUAUCGAUCUUCGCAUCAAUCAAUCGCCCACGUAUGCUAUAUUGGGAACAUGCUGCGUAUCCUACGUUGUCAUUGCUAUUGGCUUGUUCGGGAUAUGGGAAUUGCGAAAGAUGGAAGGCACACCCGCACACCACAGGAUGUGGAGUUGGCUCGUAUUGAUCAGCAAUAUGAUCAUGAUAGGAUUGAGCGCUGGUAUAAUGGGAUACACCAGCUCAGUGCAAAGCAACGAGAAUGGCUGGCAGCGGUACGAAGACGUAGGUCAGAGCGACCCACGUCUUACCAGGGAGACAUGGGCAUGUCAGAUUGACAAGUUUUACCCAGACUCGGGCUGGGCUGGAGCAGCAUGCGGAACCGCCAAGGCGACUCGAUAUCUACUAAUUGCCCUUGCGGUCUCGUCCGCCCUGGUAAUUGUCAGCCUGUGGAUGUUGGUGCGCGAGCGUGGUGGGAUGAAAUGGCUUGCUGGGGGCAGAGGACGCUAUGGCGGCUUCGAGAACACUUAUGAGAUGCAGCCGAAUACGAGCUAUGCAUUUCAACCAGCACCACAGUGGUCACCCCAGCUAUACCAGCAACAGUCUCCACAAGCAUACCAACAACCACCGGACCUGUAUCAACCAUAUUCCCAGGCACCAGGGCAACAGUCGAUACCGCAACCAUCUUACCAAGCACCAUACCAACCAGGACCAGUCAGCAACAACCAGGACGCUACGACGAAAACAGGCCUGCAAACCAUAUUCCGGUGA
This is a messenger RNA of Parastagonospora nodorum SN15, 948 nucleotides long. RefSeq lists its product as hypothetical. Lineage: Eukaryota; Fungi; Ascomycota; Dothideomycetes; Pleosporales; Phaeosphaeriaceae. The transcript has a single exon. The coding region runs from base 1 to 948 and encodes 315 amino acids. The record is from RefSeq and is a predicted model, not a curated record.